UUGCUAAUCCUGAUAGCCUGGACUCUGCCAGUCAGAAAGUCCAGGAGGCAGUCGUAGACGGUGGGGUGCAAACCAAGUGUUUUGUGGAAGGUGAACUCGUUGAAGGUGGAGCCGUAGUCCACAAAGAGCAUCCUAAUUAUGGAGUCUUAUUUUCUACGUGUCGCAAGGAAUGAGAACAGCUGCGAUUGCGUUUGAGGUGGAUCUAUUGGUCCUGUAACAUAUUGAGGAGCCAAUGUGUCUGGGGUGCUACCACUCUACUAUUACUACUCUGCCACGUAUGGAGGGACACGAUGGUUGUGGUCUUGAAGCAGGGGGGAACUGCGCUCUGGCGGAGGGAAAGGUUGAAGAUGGAGGUGAAGACAUCCACCGACACAUUGCCUAUUGUAAUCGUAAUGUUUAUUAGGGAUUGAGCACUGACCAGUGCGAAAGCCCUAUUCUAAUAGUAAUGGUUAUUAUUAUUAGGGCUCGAGCACUGACAAGGUGGCGCUAGUGAGUCUGCAUGCCCGUCCGCUCGCGUACCCCUGAGCGCGCCGGGGUGCUUGAGCCCACUCAUCACUGCUUGCAGUUUUAAUUAUUAUUGGAGUUUGAAAAACACAAAAAAAUGUAAAACUGCACCGGACUGCUGUUGCUAUUUUAAAAUGCCUGAAUCAUGUAGCUACAAAAGGGAAGUAAAAUAUUAGAAACACUGUAUUUCUGCCACUACAACAUUAUUAAAUAAAUACCUCUUACAGUGUUAGUCAAAACUGACAUUUGUCUUUGUAAAGCAGAAAUUUUAUACUACUUAAUUUGUGCAAGUUUGUUGUGGCCAGUGACCAUGGGGCCCCAAGUGCAGUAAAAUGAAUAGUAUAAUUUGUUAAAUGAUCUUCCCUGGCAAUAAAAAAACAGAACAAAUACAUGUAUAUAAAUUUAUUUGAGAUAGAUCAUGUAUACAUAUAAAAACAUACAUAUAUGCUGACUUCUGGACAAUUGAUCUCCUAGUAUGGUGAGUCUGUGUGCAAACCAAAUGAUGAAUGCAGCUCGAAUUUCUCUACCUGUUAAAAAGCAUUUUGACAGGACUCAUUUCCUGCUAGGGAGAUCUCUGGUUAAACCAUUCAUUCUAACUCUGUAUCUAAAAAAUUAAACUAAAUAUGGUGGAAACACUAUAUGAAAUUAUUGCAUCCAUCUUAGAUGAACAUAAUUGUAUCUAAUAAAAGGUUUUAUCAGGCUUCAUAAUGGUCCAGGUAACCUAAUAAUAAAACACUGCCACCUAGUGGUGGUGAACACUUAGCUCACCCAAUGAGUGAUCACAGUGGAUACCUAAGAUGCAUAAACAUGAGGAAAGAUUAGGUGCAGCUCACUGUAUCAUUCUUGCUCUCCCGGGCCCGGUUUUACAAAAAUAAUCUGCUGGAAUUUGGGUAACAGAUUGGAUCAAAUGGGUUUUUCAAAAGAAAAAACAUAUCAUACAAUCCGAUUAGAUCACGUACUUCAAUGUUGGUCUUGAUCCAGAUCAAACCUUCAGUUUGGGUUGUUCAGAACUUUUAAAUAGGAUUGCGAUCACUUUGAUCCAAAAUAUCUGGAUUAAGCUGAUCCCAUCAGAAGGGUGGAUUCAACGUGGAUUUCAGACCCAAAAUGUAAUGAAACUUUAAAAUUAUAUUACAUAAUACUAUACAGUAUUUCAAUCAGGCAAUAUAGCCUACAAGAUAUCCUAUUUAUUCAUAAGGUUUUAAUUUCAUGUAUUCAUCUGUCCAACGACAGUGAUUAUGUAGGCUAUAACCUAUUCAGCCUUUUAGCCUUACAGCAAAGUAGAGUUUGGCCUCAUAAGAUAAUCCCCCAAACAGCUGUCAAUAUUUAACAAAUAUAUUUAUUUGUGAUUAUUUUUUUCAUGAUUAAAAUGUAAUGAUUUUUUCGGAUCAGACUGAGCCAAUCUGAUGUUGCCUUCUCAAAAGUAAGAUAGAUUACGUGAUCAUGGAUGAUUCUUAUGAAUCAUGGAUAGUUUAAAAAAAAAAAAACUUACCAAAUUCAGACUUAACCUUUUGAAAAACCGGGCUUUGGGUGUAAUGUUAGGACCACUUGUGAUAAAUAUACAAACAACACACAAAGUUAAGAUAAAAUUACAGUGAACAAUCAUCUGAUUAUGAUGCUUCUGCACGCUAGCAGAGAACAGUGAGAUAAGUGAGCAACAAACACUGGUGUACUGGACCACAACACAAAAGAUAAAGUGGACUACUUCAAUCCACAUUAAAACAGCCUCCUGGUGAAGGACAUAAGAGGCGCUGUGGUGGCUGGUGUAAGGCACAGUUGUGGUGCAAAACCACGGCUAAGAGAAGUACAAGUUCAAUGAUGGUGGUGUGUACGGUUGUCUAGUCGUUUGAUAUGGAUCCUACGUACAAUUUGUUCUUGCUCCUCAUCUUCAUCCAGGUGAUGGGAUCGUCCUGCAGCGCCCCCUGUUGCCUCUAGUAGAGCAUUGUCCGGCCCUCUCCCAUCAUGGGACUCGUACAGGAGGAUGUUGAGGGUCUCCUCAUAGAUGCGAGCCUCAGGGAACUCCACCUAGUGUACACGUGCAGAGGUCCACCACAAUUAAAGAGACCUGAUCCUGCUCAUUUCAGGGGCUUUUUAAAUCAUAUUGGAUCCCAGUGGGGCACUAUAGUAUGUUUAUUUAAAUAAAUACACCAUAAAUAAGGUUGUGUACAGAGUAAAUCAACAUUCUUCUCCUCUACACAGAUUCCCCAGCCUCCUCCUUGACCAUGCCUACUCUGUUCUGAUUAGUUAGAGGUCGAGCAGCAUAAAAACGAAAUCAGGGAUAAGUUAACUCAGGAGUACAAUUUAAACAUAUAACAUAGUCUGAAAAGUUGGAAUUGUUGGCUUGGACCCCCUUUCAAAGAAAUAAGAAUGCAGACAAGCGAUACAGAAAAAUGAUAAGACAAGCUUACCUUCGUCUGCUUCUUUUCGGUGGCAUAAACAAUGGAAGUGCAACACACUUCAGCAAUCUUCCGCCCUUGUCCAUAAAAGGACCAGCAGCAGAUCUCAUCCCCAAUCACAUCUUUGAUGAAGAGGACACGACCAUUGAAACGCAACGACAGCUUGUCGAACAGCUCAAUAUUUUUCAGCAUGUUGUCAUCUGAAUUGCUGGGGGGGGGAAAAAAAUACAAUUUUAUACCAUUUCUUGGGUUUUAGCUCUUUAGACAUUGGAGGCAUCCUCACCUGGUGUACGAAUACUUGUUAUUGCUUCUGUUAUACAGCAGUUUAACUGUAGGCUAUGAACACACAAUAACCAGUUUAGAGAAAAAAAAACCAAAACACUUAAUUGCACAUUCAGUAAUGCAACAUACCUUAUUUGCAGUUGCAAUAAGCUUCUGCUCCUCCUUAGAUGAUGUCAUUAGAGGCACUUUACAUAGAGGUUCAUAGGUUUCUUUGUCCUGCAGGGGAUUUUUUUAAUAGGAGUAAAAUGAAAAAUACAAUACCAGCACAAUUGUGUUUAAAGGGGACGUACUAUGCUUUUUCCACUUUUCUGACCUAUAGAUGCUGUUAAAAUUUUGUAUUUUCAUGGUAAUGGUUUAAUUUUAUUUGAACAUGUAUCAGGUUACAAUCUGUUUAUGUUACAUUUUUUCACUUCCUGCCUUCCCAGUAUGAUUUGUUUUUACACAAUAGGUCCCCUUUGAGGUCUAAUAACUUUAGAAAAAGUGCAGCCUAUUCUGGAGUCCCCCAGUGAUUGCAGUACCUGCAAAGCAGCUGUGCAUUCAUCAGCAAGGCCUUGGACGAGGUAAUACUUGGCUUCUGCAAGCAGCUCCUCAGUUUCCCGUCGGCUAUCUGGCAACAGCACUGCACCAUCUCUCAAGUAGUUCAGGAUUGUUCCAAAAUGUUUACCACAGCGAUCAAUCAAAAUCCAACCUUUAUGUGGGAAUAAAGCAAAAGUGUUGUUUCUAACUAUUCAGAUCCUUUUUGCUAUGAAGUUCUAUUUUUAAAAUGUUGCUAAGGUACUGUAUAUUUAUAUGCAAAAGGCAAAUAACGUUUCAAUUUUCUCUUAUAAUCAAGACAUUUAAAUUGCAUAAAAACUAUAAAAUCCAAGUCUUCCAUCCAAAUUAUGAAAUUGUAUGAAACAAUUACGCAAAUAUAAGACAACCCUUAAUAUGUAUUUAUAUAAGACGUGAGAAACUCCAUUUGGGCAUCUCUGUGCCAAGUUUGCAUGUUCUCCCUGUGUGUGCAUGUUUUUUCUCCAGGUAUUCCGGUUUACUCCAACAUUCCAAAAACAUGCAUGCUAGGUUAUUUGCCGACUCACAAUUGUCCAUAAGUAUGAAUAAGUGUGAAUGGUUAUUUGUCUAUAUGUGCCCUGCGAUUGGCUGGCGACCAGUCCAGGGUGUACCCCGCCUUUAGCCCAAAGGCAGCUGAGAUAGGCUCCAGAAUACCCCUGGAACCACAGUGAGGAUAAGUGCAAUAGAAAAUGGAUGGAUGAUGUUGUGGAAAAAUGUAUCAUCCUAACUAUGACAAUGCAAAGAAUUCAUUGUAAAGGAAAGGAGACAUUCUUGUAACUCUCCUGAUACCACCCUCAAAUGGGAGUUAGCUUACACCUCUAUUCUCCUGGCAUGGUUUGUCAUGGUUUGCAUCCAUGCUAGAUAACCUUCUGACUGAGAGGUCAACUAUGUUUGAAGGGACCUCCUGUUCUGACUUUUUUCUCAAGAAAGACUAUCAUACAUUCAGUUGUAGGUACAUUAGAUAUUUAAUGAGUGGCUAACCUUCACUGUCGGUGAGGACCUCCAUCCUGCCACUGAACAUGGCCUUGAGCAUGGUGUCCUGCUUGGUCAGGGUCUGCAUUGUAGUGUAGUACAGAGCGCCACCCACAUUUAGCUUCACAUAUUUCGAGCUUGGGCUGGAGCCUUUAAAGGAUGUGGUCCGGGUUGUGGCUGCCGGCACUGCCGAGCUCACGGCACUCUCUCCUGACAUCUCUUCCUGGAACACAAGAAGACAGUCCGUCAGAGCAACUUUGGUGGUUUGCGCUAAUAAGAACAGAGGGCAGGACAUCCCUUACUAUAUUAAGCACUCACGCUGACGAUGCAGUUUCAAGUUAACUUUCCUGUUUGGGGCACUCAGUCCUAUUUCCUUUUACCUGUAUGGAAGUCAUUUUGUAUGGUCAAAAUUAAAGUGUCAUUUUGGUAGGAUGUGAAUAGCUAGAAUACAAAAUUACUGUAUUAUCCCUUGAGGGAGUUUCUCAUUGUCUCAUUUGCCAAGUGCUGGCUUGGAUGGGGUUCACUUAGUUUUCUUGUGUGAUGAACAUAGUUGUUGACCUACUCAUGGAUGUUGUGAAUUGGCAUUAUGGAAAUAAAACUGACUCAACCCCCCAGAAGACACAAUACAGGAGAACUACACUUUAAACAACACUAACUCACAACCCAAGGAAUGUCAUUAAAGGGGUUUUAGGUUAUAUAAUUUGUACUCAUAAAGAUGUCUCUGAACACAUCUGAUGAUUGUUUCAAUCACUAUUUUUAUACAAUGGUGUGAAAACAAAUUUAAAUAUUAGGUGAUGACAACAUUCCCUUAUUAUCAAAAAAUGAAAAUAGCUACUCUGCUGACUUUUAAACCAGAUUUUAAUCACAAGCCCCUGCUUUUGUGUUGACUCAAUGUUAAAUGCACUAUUUUCCGGUAUAAAAUCUGCUCAAAGUUCUUAAAAAUGUAGGGUAGAGAAGUGAAUGAUGCACCAAAGUUCAAGCAUUGCUUUAAUCGGAUGAGAAUUGAUCAAAGACUUUAUUCGCAAAUUUCUAAAUAAUAAUAUUCGGAAUUACAUUAUUAUUCUGCAGAAAAAGUGCCUUGAGUUGAUCUUGUCCGUAUGACUCGACAAUCGAGAAAUGUAGUAAUUUUAUUUAAGACGGACAAGCAUAGCGCGCUAGCUUGUGGCUAUUUAGUGAUUAUGUGCUCAUACAACAGCAAAAUUACAUAAUUACAAUCAUAAUGACGAUUGCUUUAUCGACACGAACUCAAUAAUGAGUUUGUGGGGAGUCUGAAUAAAAAAAACAAGAUCAUAAUUACCAUAGAACCACAGCAGACUUCGUAACUGUAGCUUGCUAACGUAAGUCAGCUAACACCCACUUCCUUCCGGUCCAUGGCUACGCAGGUUUCACAAAGACGUCACACUCCCCAUUAAAGAGACAGUUUUACAUUAUUUGCUGUAUAAUGUACACUACACGUUUUAUAGUAAAGACAACUGUUAGAUAAACAAUACAGUUUAUAUUGUUAAAAUACCCAUCAUAUUUUAAAAAUGUUCUCAAAAUUUACAGUAAAACAAUUGGGUAAAUAUGAACGUUUUCCACACAAAAACAAAAGCCUCCCCACAAAAAAACAUGGACUAUGUGGCAUGAAAAGUACUACAUAAAUUGCAUUGUAGCUAGUUCGGGUAAUAUUACAGCAUUCUUGUUUUGCGUGUACUUAUGACAAACGCCUUUCCCUUUUGCACCAAAAUAUAAUACAUGUAUAGAAGUAGUCUAAAAAGUCUCUUUUUCAUGUUUUUUAAUGCAAUAUGUGACUUGAAUUUAAGUACAUCUUAGAGGUUAAAUCAUAAUCACACCUGAAAAUAAAUUUGAUCCCAAUUAAUUUAACUAAGAAAUAUAUGCAUUACAGUAUAAUUAAUCUUAAACGCGUUUCCACUGUUGUGUAACAGUAAAAUCCUUCCCCUUGACUCAUAAAACACACUAAACUAAAAGCUUUAUUCAACACCUGACAGACUGUUUUUGAUUAUAUUAUUUGUAUAAUUAUAAUAGUAUGGAGAUAAUAAUAUAUACAUCAUGUAAUCUGCUAAAUAAUUGAUACUGCGAGACAAACUGUGCCGACCCGGAACUUAUUUACUGAAACACCGUGGAUUAAUGGAUGCAGUUCGUGUACGGCUCUGCUCUCAUUGUUUACAUUUGUAAUGAUUUAUUCCUCCUGUUUCCGAGACUGUCAUUGGCAAGACAACAACAUGACUGUGGAGGUAUAGCACCAGGCGAGCCUUCAGGCCCAGACAACACCUUAUACGAGAACUUCCGCAGGGCGCACAAUGUUUGGGGCACCUCAAAGCGCCAAGUCGGAAUUCCUGGAUAAAGCCAGGCAGGCAAGAGAGGAGAGGAAAGGUCAGAAGGACAAGGAGAGAGCAGCAAUCCACAUCCAAUCCCUUGUCAGAAGAUUUCUAUGUCGCUGCAGGCUACAAAAAGAAAUAAGGAAAGAAGUAGAUGACUAUUUCCAGGCUUCUGCUGCAACAUCAAAACGAAAUGCACUCUCACUUUUUAAAAUUGCUCGUAAAUUACUGUUCGUUUUUCACCAGGAGGAUAAAGCGAGGUUUGAGAAGCUGUGCAGGGCUAUUCUUACCAGCAUGGAGGUUGAAAAUGAGCCUAAAGUCUGGUAUGUGUCGUUGGCGCUCUCCAAAGACCUCACAAUCCCUUGGUUGAAACAGAUUAAAGAUGUGCUGUGGACUUGCUGUCAACUACUGAAAAGCUUAAAACCUGACAUACUACAGGACAACAAAUUGGUAACGCUGUAUCUCACCAUGCUGGUCACCUUCACGGACACGUCAACAUGGCGGAUUGUCAGGGGGAAGGGAGAAGCUCUCCGACCUGCAUUGACAAGAAUUUGUGAGAAUAUCAUGGGUUAUCUCAAUCAAAAGGGAUUCUAUUCAACAUUGCAGAUCUUGUUGACCAACGGCUUGGCUCGCUCUAAACCGUCUCUCUCCAAAGGCACUUUAACAGCUAUCUUAACUCUGUCAUUAAGACCAGUCAUCGCUGCUCACUUCUCAGAUAACUUGCUCAGAUCAUUCCUCCUUCACAUCAUGUCAGUUCCAGCUGUGGUUUCACACCUGUGUGUGCUCACUCCAGAGUGUAUAGCGUCAUUUCAGACGCACAACCUUUUAAGGAGGUUUAUCCUGUUUCUCAGCCGUGAGGAACAGUGCUCUGAUAUUUGCGUGUGUCUAGAGGGAAGCCACACACUCUGCUUACUUGGGAACCUGAUCCAUUUGGGCUUCCUUAAUGAGCGAGUCAUAGAGGAGGAGGCCAAUCACUUAGUAAAGGACCUAACUGACAUGCUGUCCUACUGCCAGAGAUAUGUGUCCCAAAAGAAGUCCAACCUCACCCACUGGCACCCUGUCCUUGGCUGGUUCUCACAAACUGUAGACUAUGGUUUGAACGAAUCAAUGCCACUGGUCACUAAGCAGUUGCAGUAUCUGUGGGGCGUUCCUGUCAUUCGGACUCUCUUCAGUGACGUCCUCUCAAAGAAGUUGGAGAGUCAGGAGCCCACUCCCUCACCUCCGCAACCUAGCACUUCACAAAACAAUCUACCAGUUAAAAGUCUCUUCAAGAGAGCAUUCCAGAAGUCUGCUUCUGUACGAAACAUCUUGAAGCCAGUGGGUGGAAAGCGAGUGGACUCUGCUGAAGUUCAGAAAGUGUGUAGCAUCUGUGUGCUCUACCAGACUGCCUUGUCCACACUGACACAAAUACGCCUUCAGAUACUCACUGGUCUGACGCAUCUUGAUGAUCUCUUGCCCAAGUUGUGGGCCUUCAUCUGUGAGCUUGGUCCACAGGGAGGUCUCAAACUCUUCAUGGAAUGUCUCAACAAUGACACUGAAGAGUCCAAGCAGCUUCUGGCUAUGCUCAUGCUUUUCUGUGACUGUUCACGGCACCUCAUCACAAUCCUGGACGACAUUGAAGUUUAUGAGGAACAGACCUCCUUCAAGAUAGAGGAGCUCCUGACUAUUUCUUCUUUUUUGAACACAUUUGUGUACAAAAUGAUAUGGGAUGGUAUCCUAGAGAACGCGAAAGGGGAGAAACUGGAGCUAUUCCACAGUGUUCACGGGUGGCUGAUGGUGCUUUAUGAACGUGACUGCAGGCGGCGAUUUACCCCAGAUGACCACUGGUUACGCAAGGACUUAAAGCCCAGUUUGCUGUUUCAAGAGCUUGAGAAAGGCAAGAAAAGAGCCCAGUUGUUACUGCAAUACAUUCCACACGUGAUUCCUCAUAAAAAUAGGGUGCUGCUGUUCAGGAACAUUGUCACGAAGGAGAAAGAGAGUCUCGGGUUGGUUGAAACCAGCUCCGCCUCACCGCAUGUCACCCAUAUUACUAUUCGCCGGUCACGCAUGUUAGAGGAUGGAUAUGACCAGCUCCGCCGCUUACCUGUGAAUUCAAUAAAAGGCGUCAUUCGAGUGAAGUUUGUGAAUGACUUGGGAGUGGACGAAGCCGGUAUUGACCAGGACGGUGUCUUUAAAGAAUUUCUAGAAGAAAUCAUUAAGAAAGUUUUCAACCCCGCUCUCAACCUCUUCAAGACCACCAGUGGAAAUGAGAGGCUGUAUCCUUCGCCUACUUCCUACAUCCAUGAGAAUCAUUUGCAGCUCUUUGAAUUUGUGGGGAAGAUGUUAGGGAAAGCCAUAUACGAGGGUAUUGUGGUGGACGUCCCUUUUGCCUCCUUUUUCCUCAGUCAAGUAUUGGGUCACCACCACAGCACUUUCUAUAGCUCCAUUGAUGAGCUGCCCUCACUGGACUCUGAGUUUUACAAGAAUCUCACCUCCAUCAAGCGCUAUGAUGGAGAUGUAGGGGAUCUGGGACUCACAUUAUCAUAUGAUGAAGAUGUUAUGGGGCAGCUAGUUUGUCAUGAAUUGAUACCUGGAGGAAAGACCAUCCCAGUCACCAAUGAAAACAAGAUCAGCUACAUCCACCUCAUGGCUCACUUCCGGAUGCACACGCAGAUUAAGGAGCAAACUGCGGCUUUCAUCCGGGGCUUUCGUAGCAUCAUCAACCCGGAAUGGCUGCACAUGUUUUCUACACCCGAGGUUCAACGUCUUGUCUCAGGAGACAAUGCUGAGAUUGACUUGGAUGACCUCAAAAAGCACACAGUCUACUAUGGAGGUUUCCAUAGCAGCCAUCGUGUCAUCAUCUGGCUGUGGGACAUCCUGUCCAGUGACUUCACCGCUGAGGAGAGGGCGAUGUUCCUGAAAUUUGUUACCAGCUGUUCAAGACCUCCUCUCCUUGGGUUUGCCUACCUCAAGCCACCUUUUUCAAUUCGUUGUGUGGAAGUGUCAGACGAUCAGGACACCGGGGACACCCUUGGUAGCGUCCUCAGAGGCUUCUUCACAAUCCGCAAGAAGGAGCCUGGUGGUCGACUGCCCACUUCUUCCACAUGCUUCAACCUGCUCAAGCUGCCCAACUACAGCAAGAAGAGCAUCUUGCGUGACAAGCUGCGCUAUGCUAUCAGUAUGAACACCGGCUUUGAACUCUCAUAACGCCUGUUGAACAAGAACAAUCAACAUGGGAUGUGGAGCGGCCUGACCCAGGAGAAAGGCUCUGCUUGCUGAGAACUUCUAUAAAGUUAAGGAGGAGUCAUGAAGAACUACUCCAUUUUGUCUUAUUCAAACACCCGGAGGAUUUCCAUUUAAACUCCCUUACAGUGAAAUGGGGAUGCUGAUUUUGCAGCACAAUCACAUUUUUCACAUUUUCCUUAGCCAUACCUGAAAUCCAAGGUCAUAGAUACUGUUUAACUCCAUGAAAUCCAUAUUUAUAGUGGCUCAGUCUUGGUUUCUCAGGCUUAACACAAUCUUUUUUUGAAGUGAACUGGAAAGCAAUACAGAUGCAAUGCAAGCCAUUAGACAUGUGAAAACAAAGUGAUGCAAUGGUAAUACACUUACAAAUUUGGACUUUGGUUUCCAUGCAUCCUUGAGAGGGUAUCGAAUGAGUCCUGAAGUGUUUUCCAUUCAGUAAAUGCAAUUCAUCCAAGAAGACACAUUGGUGUCUUAUGUUCAACCUCACCCGUCCUGUGUUGCUGACACUACAGCCCAUUUCUGGGAAAGUGAUGUUACUCAAUUUCAAGACAGGACAGUCUCUUUUUUUGUCUUUACACCGAUAUGGUGUGUACUUUAAAAUUGAAGAUCUGCUUUAUUUGUGGUGGAGCACCACAAUUUCUGCAUAUGGAAGAUUGACGUUUUGUUUUAUUUAAUUUUUUUAAUAUCGAAGUCAGUUUUUUUUUUGGUCAUGCAUCUUUUGCGUUUGUUAUAAAAUACCCAAAAAUGUCUCGCCACAUCUUGCGUGCGUUGAGGUUUUAUACUUCAUACUAGUAAGACAUGAACAUCACUACACCUUUUGAUUAACGCUGAGUGCCUCAUGUACCGUCAUCCUCCCUUUUGCUUACACACCUCUGAUUGUAUUUCAAGUGUAACCAAUAAUGUUAUAUAUUGGAAACAAGCCAUAGAAGCGGGGCUGAGCUUAUUCUCAGAAACCCAACCAAUCUACUACCACUACAAUAACAACAGAGCCUUGAGGCUUUGACAGUUCUCCCGUUGGCCUUUCAAAGCCAUGUAGUGACGAAUUACCAGUUUAAAGAAGCCUCCUAAACAUGAUGUCAUGGACUGGCUCACCAGCCUAAUGGGACUACUGCUCGAUUUCAUGUUUCUUUGGAUGGAAAUGAUGGAGAAAUGUUUCUGCUGUUGGGGAAUGUUAACUUGUAGGGCUAAGUUUAAUCUUAGUCAAGAAUGAACUUGAAUAGUUCAGCUAUCAGUGAAAGGUUAUAGAAGCAAGCAUAAAAACACAACCAAAUCUGUCAUUAUGCAAAGAAAAAAAAAAAAACUUGUCUGCCAUGAAAGAGUAUAGAUCAUUUUGUCGUUAUGUCAGCGCUACCAUGUUGGCUACUCUACACAAAUAUACACAAGUCCUUCACAAUAUCAGUGCAAGUCAGUGUCUGUCCCCAUGAUGUACAACAUAAAUGUCAUUAUUGGACAGAGAGUAGCAUUUUGUACUUUUUCACAAAUUUCAACAAGGUGCGGGUCUAUGGAAAAGUCAAUUGUAUGAAAGCAGUAAAUUUGAGGGUACCACCGCACUAACAAACCAAAACCUUGUGUGUUAACUUAAAAUGUACAAUGUUUACUUUUUUUUAAGUGUUUAACACACAAAUUCUAAAUUCAGCCCAUAAUAUUUGUUGUGGUUAAAGGGCAAUCAUUGAAUUUAAAACUCCAGAAAAUGAUUGUUGGGACAGCACAAGUCUUUUUUUUCACUUCAGUCACUAUUCAGUAACUAUUUAACAAUUCAAAUAAUAAAUAACAAAAAAAUCAUAUAUUCUUUUAUAUUUAAUUAUUACUUAUUUGGUUCUCUAAUUGGCUUAGAGAAAACACAUUGACCUCAUUUGCUGGGCUACCUAACAAAAUACAAUUGCGUGCGACUAUAAAGCCGACAUUUUUAUUUUUAGUGUACUAAAGCCUACUAACUUUUCCCCAUCCAUUAGGAUGACCUUGAUGUGCACACAGAAGUUCAAUUUCAAAUGAUGUCAACAGUAAUGCACUCAACUUUUAGUACGAAAAUGCCAUCAGAGACAUUGUCCGUUCAUAUGAGAUUUGAAUUGUCUUAAGUGUCUUUCAAGCUGAUUGCACUAUGGAGUGAUAUUUGUACAAAGCGUCUUCUGUGUGUGGGAGAUAUGUCAUGUUAAAUAAUGCACACCAG
Messenger RNA from Doryrhamphus excisus (bluestripe pipefish), 12407 nucleotides. Lineage: Eukaryota; Metazoa; Chordata; Actinopteri; Syngnathiformes; Syngnathidae. The record is from RefSeq and is a predicted model, not a curated record.